UCCUUGCCUCGCGCUACCUUCCGCCCUCACUCCUUUGCACAUCGCCGAUGGACGACUUUAUCCCAUUCCACCUUGCCACCGUGAACCCUGCUCGCUCGGGCGCAACCACGACUGCAGAUCCGCCUCGGAACGAGGACGGCGCGAACCAUGCCGCGCACGGAGGCUGCAUAAUAUCAUGACAGCGGAGGCAGCGCCCGCUAUAUCAUUAUGGGUAUCCACGCCCUAUUUAUGCUCAUGUCAUAUCCUGCCUGCGGUGAGUGUCCUGCAUGUCCGGGGUCCGGGCUUUGCUGAUGUCUUCAGGCUCGGAUAUCAUCACUUACACUCUCUAUCUGCCUUUUAACUUCAAUCCAAUCAUAAGCCUGAGAAAGGCACUGUAUACAUAAUUUGACCACCAAUCUACGGCGAGAGCCAGUAUGAUAGAUACUUCCAUAAAUAAAUUAUACAAGCCAAACACGCACACGAUUUUUUCUGAACGGAUAGUUGCGCUGGUCAUACUUACAAGAAUUCAUCAUCACUUUUUGAAGGA
Mycena citricolor is the source of this 526-nucleotide messenger RNA. Lineage: Eukaryota; Fungi; Basidiomycota; Agaricomycetes; Agaricales; Mycenaceae. The record is from the annotation of a GenBank genome assembly.